AUGUAUCUGCGGCUCGUAGCGCACAUCAGUAAAAUCAGGACUGUGUGCACACACUAUCUCUCACGGAAGUUAUGUCAAACUGAUUCAAGCGUGAGGGGUUCAUGGAAAGGCUGGACACAGUACGAGAAUAGACCACAGCACACCGAUAUUGAACAGACGUCGGUAUUUUUAUUCCCAGGCCAAGGCUCUCAGUUUGCAGGGAUGGGCAAGAAUCUGUUACGGGUUCCAAAGGUUCGGGAAAUGUUUCAAUGCGCUAACGAGAUGCUACGGACUGAUCUACUUAAAACAUGCCUUGAAGGCCCACAGUCCAAGCUUGACCAAACUGUACACUGUCAGCCGGCUACUUAUAUUAUAUCACUAGCAUCAGUCGCGAAACUACAAGAAGAUGAAGACGAAGUCGUUCGAAAUUGCGUUGCCACCGCGGGCUUCAGUGUGGGUGAAGUGACCGCACUUGUCUUCGCCGGGUCCAUGACAUUCGAGCAGGGACUGCAUGUGAUACGUGUUCGCGCUGAGGCCAUGCAAAAGGCAUGUGAUCGCAUCAAGGGUGCAAUGACUUCUGUGUUUCUCAGUCAUGAUUCGCAGUUGAAACUUGCCAUAUCAGCUGCGCUUGAGCACUGCAAGACACAUUACAAGUUAGAGAAUCCGGAAUGUCGAAUCGCCAAUUAUCUGUAUUCAGAUUGCAAAGUGGUUGCGGGACACCUUCAGGCUAUUGAAUUCAUCGAGCAACACGCUCCACAAUUUAGAAUCCGUCGAGUCAAACGACUACCUGUCAACGGCGCAUUUCACACUUCCCUUAUGAGGUCUGCUGUUGAACCUGUUUCUCGAGCAGUUUCACGCAUUGACCAACUCAAGUCGCCUAGUAUUCCAGUCGUUAGCGCUCUGGAUAUUUUGCCCUACACCACAGUGGAGAGCGUCAGACGCAAACUUUCUUUACAGCUUGUGCGUCCUGUCAAAUGGGAGCAAACGCUUCACGCGUUGUACAUCCGACCACCGGACACUCCGUUUCCAGUCACAGUCGAACCCGGUCCCGGUAAACAGCUCGGAGCUAUGUUGCGAAUGACAAAUCGUAAGGCAUUCGCUCAUUAUCGGGCACUCGAAGUGUAGUGUUCAAAUU
Molecule: messenger RNA, 1114 nt
Organism: Opisthorchis viverrini
Lineage: Eukaryota; Metazoa; Platyhelminthes; Trematoda; Opisthorchiida; Opisthorchiidae
Exons: 6
Coding region: 1-1104 (367 amino acids)
Molecular function (GO): transferase activity
Source: RefSeq, a predicted model, not a curated record